Messenger RNA from Pieris brassicae (large cabbage white), 2604 nucleotides. RefSeq lists its product as uncharacterized. Gene Ontology annotation, biological process: positive regulation of transcription by RNA polymerase II; transcription by RNA polymerase II; negative regulation of transcription by RNA polymerase II. Gene Ontology annotation, cellular component: nucleus; negative cofactor 2 complex. Lineage: Eukaryota; Metazoa; Arthropoda; Insecta; Lepidoptera; Pieridae. The transcript is spliced from 5 exons. The coding region runs from base 175 to 1113 and encodes 312 amino acids. The record is from RefSeq and is a predicted model, not a curated record. Gene Ontology annotation, molecular function: protein heterodimerization activity; core promoter sequence-specific DNA binding; RNA polymerase II general transcription initiation factor activity.
GUGCCGUUGUAAUUGUGAUAGAGGUGGAAAAUCUGUCAGAUUGGUAUAUAAAUGAAGUUGGUUGUGAACGUCUCUCUUUUAUAACCUCAAAAAUGCGCGAGAACUAUUACUGUGGAAUAGCGAAGUAGGCUUUAGAUUUAGUUUAUUUAGUGUUAAAGUGAUUGCAUUUUCAUUAUGCCGUCGAAAAAAAGAAAAUACAAUGCAAGAUUUCCAGCAGGGCGUAUUAAGAAGAUAAUGCAGACUGAUGAAGAAGUGGGGAAGGUGGCCCAGGCAGUACCUAUUAUAAUUUCUCGUACCUUGGAGCUGUUUGUGGAGUCAUUGCUGAGCAAGGCAAUGCAAGUUACAAUGCAGAGGAAUGCCAAGACCCUCAGUCCAUCACAUGUCAAGCAGUGUAUACUAGCUGAAUCUAGAUUUGAUUUUUUAAGGGAUUUGGUUAAAAAUGUACCAGAUGUGACAGCAGCAGAGGAGAAAGAGAUACAGAGUGGGGAGAGUUCACCUAAUUCUUCAAGAUUCUCAGACUCACUAUCUAAGAAGCUAGUCAGAGAUGAUUCAAACAGUUCGAGUAGCUCAGAUGUUAAGGUGACACCAUUAAUACCACCAAGAGAUUUCAACCAGUGCCUGUCUGUCGAAGCAGACAGACCUAAAAUAGAAGCAAUACCCGAAGCCAUAGAUCUAACAAAGAAAGAUAGUAAACCAAUUGUCACAGCAGCUAAUUUCUAUCAAGAAACUUUACCAGACGAGGUACCGCAUAAAAGUGUGAUACAACUGAAUCCAACCUAUGCCAGUCCACAACCCUCAACGUCUAGCUACGCGAUUUUAAAAUCAGUUGACGUGAAAACAGAAGCCGUUAUCCCGCAACAGGACUCGUUCUUAAUACGUCAAGCGACACCCCCUUUAACACCAAUAACGCCAAUCACACCAAUUUUUAACAUAGAUUUUACAAAAAACCUAGCCAAACCAGAAAUUAAAGUGCUAGAUGCAAAUGCUGUUAAAGAUAAGAAAAUGAUAAGGCAGAAUUCAAAGUCAAAAGUGAAAAAAAUUGAAAUUCCAAAGCCGGUGAUUCUCGAUAAUAUUACCACUGAUUUGCAAAUUGAUGAAGACUAUGAUACCUGAUGUGUUUUUGCUGUGUUCAAUUAGUGCUAUCCAAACUGAUCUGGUAAUUUAAUUCAUAAUACAUAUUGAUAUAAGAAUAAUAGUGAUUUAACUGUUUGUCAGCAUUUACAAGUAUAUAGAAAAGACUAUUUACUCUACUAAAACUCAAUUGCAUUGACAACAAUUGGGUGUAGCUAAAACCUUUAAUGAUAACACAGAAAUGUGUAUGCAUCACCACAUUCAAAAUAUCUAUUAUUUACCUAAUUAUUCUCAUAUCAACAUAUGUAUUCACCAACUGUCCCAGGAUGUUAUAAAUGGUGUAGAACACUUAUUUAAAACUCAUUUUUUAUUAAGUUAAAAGUGAAAUACCACUCAAUUUAACCUAAACUUCCUAUUUUAUGAAGAAGUUUAAAAAAAAUAUUUGAAUUGCAACAUACCAAAAAGUUAUUUUUUGUUAAAUUUCCAUGUUUUAUAUACAAGAUAAAAAAAUGUAGAUAGAUAAUGAGUUAUUGCAUGCAAAGCGCUCAAUCAAUCAAUAAGGUUGGAAGUCAGAUAAAUAUUUUUAUUUUUUCUAUAAUAUCCUAAAGCUUUUUAUUAUUUAUACUUGCAACUUAACUUACCCAGGGUAGCAUAGAAUAAAUGUUUUUAUAGUUAGUAUAAGAAAAAAUUAAGAAGAACUGACAACAACAACAACAGCUGUUGAAUGUUUUGUACAUAUCUAUCUCCUGUUACUUACCAAAAUAAUUUAAUUAAAAUAAAUAAAUAAGGUUCAUAGAACGUUAAUGGUAUGGGCAUACAAAAUCAGAUCAUACUAUUGUAAUUUUUCUAUUUUAACUAAAAUAUAGGCAUGGCAAGCUAUCAAGUAAGCUUUCCAUUAGCACAUUAUUUUUCUGUCUCUAUAAGUGUGAGCAAAGGGAAAGUUACUAAAUUAAACAUUGAGUUAUAAAAUAUUAAAUUUAUCAAAAACAUACCAGUUUCAUGUUAGGAUAGUACUUGUCAUUUGUUGUUUACCAUUUUAGGUAUAUUUAAGAAGUCAGACAUUUUGUAAAAUAUGUGUGUGAAUUGUGUGUAAGAAUGUUGUUUGUACUUGAAGACGUUUUUGUUUUUAAUCUAAAUUAUUUUAAGUAAUGAUAAUUUUUAUCAAUGAAAUGAUUAUGAUGCUCAAAAAUUAAAUGUGACUAGUAUGUUCCACAUUUUACAUUAUUGAUUUGCCAAAUUAUAACUAUUCAUUAUUUAAAGAAAUUUGGACUGCUUUAGACUUUUCUAACAAAACAUUUGUUUCAAGAAAUGUAUUUACUGGUUUAUGUAAGCAAUUACAUAAUUUGAAUUGCUGCAGUUGAAUGGCUAGUAAUGUCUAGUUAUGAUUUAUUUAUCUUAAGCAUGUUUAUGUAAAUGCAAUAUUUUUGUAAAUUUUAUGUUUGUACAGAAUGUAUAGUAGUGUUAAUGUACAAAAAAGAAUGAAUGGACAAGUUCUAAGAAGUCUGACUAGAAAAAUAAAUAAUUAAGAAAUUA